Molecule: messenger RNA, 1090 nt
Organism: Oncorhynchus keta (chum salmon)
Lineage: Eukaryota; Metazoa; Chordata; Actinopteri; Salmoniformes; Salmonidae
Product: protein unc-119 homolog B-like
Exons: 5
Coding region: 172-909 (245 amino acids)
Biological process (GO): lipoprotein transport; cilium assembly; nervous system development
Cellular component (GO): cilium
Molecular function (GO): lipid binding
Source: RefSeq, a predicted model, not a curated record
CUCUGACCUGUUGCCAUGGCAACUGUAAAGCGUGUGAUUACAAAAACAAGUGCUUGACCCAUCGUCAGCGAGAAGCGGAGGUUCUUCAUUCGACAUCUACGGCGCCAUCUUAUUGCUUUGAGCGAGGUAGACCGAGACAAAUAGACAAGGUUGUCAUCAUCACUGGUAAUUAUGAGCGGAGCUAAAGCUCGCAUCGACCCGCCUGUUGCUGCUGAGAAUGUCUCGAUCACCGGGCACAGUUCCGCGGCUGCUGCGCGGGAGCGCAAGCCAGGUGGAGGGGUUCUGAAGAGACUCAAGUCUCGGCAAAGCCAGGUGGAUAGUAGGCCCGUCACAGAAGAUGAUCUUCGAACACAAGUUGGCCACAUCACUCCUGAAGAGGUCCUACGAUUGCCGGUUGCUACUCGGGGGUACCUGUGUAAACCAGAGGACAACAUCUUCGACAUAGAUUUUAUCCGCUUUAAAAUCAGAGACUUGGAGACAGGGACUGUGUUGUUUGAAAUUGCCAAACCACCUCAUACGGAGGAAGAUGAGGAGAAUGGAGAGGGAGACAUGAGUGCCGGGCGUUUUGUAUGCUACCAGUUCACCACUGCAUUCCUACGACUGAGGACUGUGGGAGCCACAGUGGAGUUUACGGUUGGUGACCGCCCUCUGAACAGCUUCAGGAUGAUUGAAAGGCACUACUUCAGGGAUCACCUCCUGAAGAGCUUUGACUUUGACUUCGGCUUCUGUAUCCCCAACAGCCGCAACACCUGCGAACACAUCUACGAGUUCCCUCAGCUGUCUGAGAGCUUGGUUCAUCAGAUGGUGGAGCAUCCCUACGAGACGAAGUCGGACAGCUUCUACUUCGUAGACAACAGACUGGUCAUGCACAACAAGGCAGACUACUCUUAUAACGGGGGCAGGCGUUGAGUGUCUUAUGUGCCUGUGUGUGUGCGUGUGUGUAUGUUUGUGUGUGUGCUGUGCCAAAGCGUUUACAUUUACAUUUAAGUCAUUUAGCAGACGCUCUUAUCCAGAGCGACUUACAAAUUGGUGCAUUCACCUUAUGACAUCCAGUGGAACAGCCACUUUACAAUAGUGCAUCUAAAUCUUU